Asparagus officinalis (garden asparagus) is the source of this 902-nucleotide messenger RNA. RefSeq names its product LOB domain-containing protein 1. The record is from RefSeq and is a predicted model, not a curated record. Lineage: Eukaryota; Viridiplantae; Streptophyta; Magnoliopsida; Asparagales; Asparagaceae. The coding region runs from base 51 to 686 and encodes 211 amino acids. The transcript has 2 exons.
AUUCUCCUUCCCCUAUUAAUUACUCACUCCUCAAAUUUCCCCUCUCUAAAAUGGAGUCAAGCUUGGAUACUACUAUCACUACAACCACUUUCAACUGCAACUCCUCAUCCUCUGGUUCUCCCUCUCCUACCUCCUCUCCUCCUCCGCCGUCGAUCGUCGUCAGCCCCUGCGCCGCCUGCAAGAUCCUCCGUCGCAGAUGCGUCGACAAAUGCGUCCUCGCCCCGUAUUUCCCGCCUACUGAGCCGCUCAAAUUCACGACGGCGCAUCGCGUCUUCGGUGCCAGCAACAUCAUCAAGUUCCUGCAGGAGCUACCAGAGAACCAGAGAGCGGACGCGGUCAGCAGCAUGGUGUACGAAGCGAAUGCCCGGAUCCGAGACCCGGUGUACGGCUGCGCGGGCGCAAUCUGCCAGCUGCAGAAGCAGGUGAACGAGCUUCAGGCGGACCUCGCACGCGCGCAGGCGGAGCUCAUCAACAUGCAGACCCAGCACGCGAACCUAGUCGCCCUCAUCUGCAUGGAAAUGGCAAAUUCUCAGCAGAACCAUCAGCAACUUCAGAACUGCGCUCCGCCGUCGUCGAUCAACAACCCGAUGGACUGCAGCCCCCAGAGCUUUCUCGUCGAGCCUGAGAGCUUCUUCCUUGACGAGAGCAAUCAGGGGUGUUUAUGGGAGGAGCCUCUGUGGACAUGAUCGGCUUUGGGAUUCGUGCGACCGGGAGGAAUAAGAUUAGAUUAUUGCUAAUGAGCUAUCUAAAAGAUACUAUUAGUACUAAUUUGUUACUGUAGCCGACAAAGUCGACGCGCUUGUUUUCCUUUAUGCGAGUCCUUUCGAGACUUUUUUUUGAGGGGGGAUUGAGUCCUUUUGAAAGUUUCAAGGAUGAGAAAGUAAAGGGUUUUUUUUCUUUUC